AUAGUUCGCACUGCGCAGUGAGCCUAGAGGUUAUAUUUAGUGGCAGUCGUACUUCUACUAGGAGGGAUUGUCGCGAACAGACAAAGUGGACCCAUAAAUGAGUUUGUGUCUAUUUUUACAAGGAUACGGCUGAUUCCCUAUAGUACGGUUGAUGUAUUAUUCCGCCUUACCUGAGCCAGAGCAACGACGAUAAGCGAAAGUAUUUGGAACACCUUGGAAUUAUUACAUUAUUUGAACCAUGGCGAUGAGCGGUGUUGCGGUGAACGAGGAGUGUGUGACGGUGUUCGAGAACCUGAAGAUGGGCCGUCAGUUCCUCUACAUAAUCUACAGGGUCACCGACGACCUCCGAACGAUCAAGGUGGAAGAAAUCGGUUCCCACUACCAAACAUACGAAGACUUUGUACAGAGACUGAAAGAUGCUGAGUCCAAGAGGCAAUGCCGGUAUGCAGUGUUCGAUGUCAAGUUCUACCAGAACGCCAUGCCACAACAGAGGCUGGCAUUCUUCCUCUGGAGUCCGGACACGGCCACCACCCAACAGAAGAUGUUGUAUUCCUCCAGUAAAAUGACAUUGUUGAAGAAGUUGGAGGGCAUCCCAGUUGUACUCCAAUGCAACGACGAAGACGACCUUUCUAUGUGCAACGUUCUAGACAGAUGCAUCAGCAAGUAUAAAUGAUCAAAACCAUCUCAUCGUAUUUCUAAAGUGGCGCUGACCAAGAGUUGGACGCGUUGCCAUGGUAGCUCGCACGUGACACAACACAAUAUUACACUGUCAUUGUCACAAUCUUAAGUGACGUGUGCACCAUGGAGUGUUUCGGAUUUCGAUGAUUCCCAGGUGUAUCGGAACCGGUAGUGACGUCAGCAACAUUCAGACAUCUAGGAAUAUACAUGUACCCAAUAGCCCGCGCACAACUGUAGUGGAUACGACAUUCCAAUUACGUCAGCUUCUUAGUCAGCUUACAAUGUGUAUGCAAGGAUUGCUUUCCUGGAGCCAACAGGCCAUUCUCAAAGAUGGCACACAUAGACACCAAUGGAGCGAGUACAGAGCUAGAACAGAGCUUAAACAGAGCACAUACGUCAAACGCUGAUCCAGCUUCUACUUGGAAAAGGAUGGGUGAAUUUUGUGAAGCCGAGAGAUGGAUCUAAUUAUCCGCGAUGCAAAUUACGAAGUGUGUUUGAUAAACCUGUUCUUUGUGUUGAAAAUCACCAUAUGGAUUUGUCGUAGUGUUGUCAUGCGUUACAAUUAGAAUGCCCUGUCACCUAUAAAACUGUGAAUUGUAUGAAUAAUGAGCAUGCGUCAAAAUGAGGGUUGGGGUACGUAUCCUCUGGGACACUCCGGGUUCCGUUUAUAUAAAAAGAACAAGUCAUGGAAGGAACUUGAACUAAACUAGUGCAUGGUGCCAAUUCAAUACACGCCAGCUGAACGGUCGCGAGUUCGCAGGAAUACAGGUGUGAACCAGAACAGAUUCUUACCAGGGGUCUUCGCCACCGUCACCUGCACCUGCGUAAAAGACCUUGGACUGAAACACGUUUGGCACCAGUAGGCCACGACGUUGCAUCAUGGGCAAUACUCGUACAUGGAUACUAAGGCGUAAAUAGAAGAGCUUGCAUAUUGCUUAAAUGACUGUGUAUGGCAAGGUUCCACAAACCGGUCUUCGGAGAGCAACGCUUGUCCAAGAUGGGCCUUAUGACGACUGAAUUUAGGGGCUGACCAAGCAUAAAAAAUCUCAAACCACCCAAACCCUCUCCCCACACAACCCCACGCCACCCAAUGAAUACUGAAUACUUAUAGUCACACCCUUUAUUUAGAAAUGCCUGAUAGUUACCGGGGAUCGUCAGGCAACAUUGGCUAUUUAUCUAGGUAGAUGUGUGUAUCCUUAGCUGCAUACGACGUAUAACUGGCUGUCCGUUUCUGUGGCCAGAACGGGCAAGUGGUAUUUCCAAAGUCGCCUGCCAGGAAGUUGUCUGCACCGAAUCGUACUGGUGUUGUGGAACGAAGAUAUGUUACACUUUGUCAAUGGUGGUAUCUGUGUAAAUGUUGGAGUGCUCUCCCAUAAUCAUAUGUUGUGUAAAUUAUAUAUACAGGUAAAGAUGUUGUGAGCUUAGACACAUGCUGUUGUAUAUCUGGAACUACUCCACUCAAAAGCUUCGAUUCUGAGCAUUAGAACUACACACGGCGUCUUUUCAAGAUGUCAUAUGAUAUACUAAAUAACAUUUAAAUAUUCGAGGACAAGACGUCACUGACAACAUAUUUAGUUGUCAUGGUAGCAUCAUUUUAAGUCGUGAAAGGAUAUCGUGAAUUUGCACAUGGUCACAGAGCAUCAGCUAUUUAUCACUGCGGUCUCCCAAAAUCAGGCGUUUUGAUACCGUGUGAACGUCCCCGUAGGAGAUCACGUCAGGUGAAUUCAGCUUUUCGUUCUUCAUCUCGAUUCUGAAAUUCUAAAUUGUAGAAAAACCUCACAACACAUAAUUAUUCUUUUGAUGGCAUUCCCUUCCCGGCGUAGAUGUCAUGGCGUCCAUCAACGACACGGUGUAUAAACUAUUUACAACAAUACGAUGGUAAUGCCUUAUUUAUCAACAUUCGGAACUUGUCGUUUUAGUUGAUGGUGGAUACAAGAUUGGUUACACUGGUUUGGUCAGUCGUAGCGUGAGUAUAGAAAUCUCGACCCUGAUUGGGUGAUUGUUCAUGUGCAUGACGGAUGUUAAUGGGAUUUACUGUCUGAUCCCUUGCAAGGUGAACACACACAGGUAUAAGGCCUUCCGUUAAUCUAGAAUGAACAGUUGUAUGUUUCUCAAAAUGCAUACUUACAUGAUGACUGUCUUUUCUCGCUUCCAUGAAAAGGCUUCAAAAGAAACGAAUUGAUACAAUUAUACACAUAUCUUAACUAACUGAUACAUAAAUAAAUAGAUGCAGUGUAUUCCGACUCGCGGAUUCAUAUAUGAUAGGGCGUUGGAUGUUGUUUUGUAAUUGGUUUGUCUUAUACUAUAUCAAAAUCAGUAUCUUGAAUUGUUUUACAAUUCUUCCGCAACUUUUGACAAUUCCUUUGGUAUUAUACGGUUAUGAGUUUAAAAGUCUGUAAUGCUUACAUUGACACGGCCAAUGGCGGGCAUUAGUUCAACACUUUAGACACUAAUAAUGUAUUCGGAGAAAACGUCAAAACCCAUUGGGUGCAGUGUCAAUGUAGAGAGGCAAGCCUAAUGUCCAGAAACGCCUGGAGUGAGGAAAAAAAUAUAUAUCAUAUCCAUCUGCACAGCAUUAUCACAAAUAGUUCAUGUGCAUAGAUCGAUGAAUAUUAUUUAGUUGUUUACUGUGUCCGCUCUAUGUAACGUGUGUCCAGUGUGCUAUCAUGGACGUUAGUAGCUGCUGUUGUGUCAAUUGCAGCUGUAACGAAACAGUCGUCGACUUUGCGAAAUGAAGUCACGCUGAAAAUCAGAUAUAUCUUUGCCAUUUAUUAAUUAACGAAAAUUCUUGACAUUUGUUUUCCUUUAGAACAAGUACUAUGUUUUGUAUAUUUUGCCCUGUUCAUAAUAUGGAGAUCACUGUCAGUGCAGAGAGUGCUGCAGUCGAACUGGGUCACCGCCGUUUUAUGCAAUUUUAUUUUGAUGUUGUAUGGGCAUUUCUGGAUAUAGUAUUAACAUGAUUAAAGCGAACUAACGAAGUGCUUAGUGACUGGUGAAAGACGUAACUGCAUGUAGAGUCCCUCUAUACCCCGUGCCCCUCCCCUUCUGUGUUAUGUAUAUGAUAAGAUGUGAAGCGUAUUGUUUUUUAACAUGUGCCAGUUGGAUGUUAUGCUUCAAUUUAUAGAACGACAUUUUACCAAUGUUUGACAUAUUUUGUACAUCAUUUUCUUUUGAAUACAUGCGUCAUUAUCCUCACA
Molecule: messenger RNA, 3875 nt
Organism: Haliotis rubra (blacklip abalone)
Lineage: Eukaryota; Metazoa; Mollusca; Gastropoda; Lepetellida; Haliotidae
Product: actophorin-like
Exons: 4
Coding region: 239-673 (144 amino acids)
Biological process (GO): actin filament depolymerization
Cellular component (GO): cytoplasm; actin cytoskeleton
Molecular function (GO): actin filament binding
Source: RefSeq, a predicted model, not a curated record